AUGGACUUCAUCAAGAACGCUGUCUCCAAGGCCUCCGGCGAUCACGAGGAUAAGGCUCAGAACAAGCCCCAGCAGGACAAGCCCCAGCAGACCGACGACUACCUUGACAAGGCUUUCGCUGCCGGCGUUAAGAAGGCCGGUUACAACCUCGACCGUGAUACUCAGGAGAAGAUUACCGACGGUGCCCGUGAGGCCUACGAGAAGUUCACUGGCAAGCACAUCAGCGAGAAGUUCUCUAACUAG
This is a messenger RNA of Penicillium paradoxum, 243 nucleotides long. RefSeq lists its product as uncharacterized. Bases 1 to 243 code for a protein of 80 amino acids. Lineage: Eukaryota; Fungi; Ascomycota; Eurotiomycetes; Eurotiales; Aspergillaceae. The transcript has 3 exons. The record is from RefSeq and is a predicted model, not a curated record.